UACCCUGGAUUCCGAUCCACUUUACGAUUCGUGCGGCAAGAAGGGUCGGCUCUUGACGUCUGAAUCCCGAUCGAACCCCCUGUCCCGUCCGGGCGAGCCCCAUCCCCGACUCUCUCUUCCCUCCGACGAGCUCUAUCUACCGGCCUUGAGCACCAGCCAGUGUUCGAGGCGGGGCGGUCGGACGAGGCCCUCGGCCGCUUAGCCACCGCCGUCCACGCCCCGCUCCGCCACCCCCGCUGCCGCCGUCGAGACUGCUUUCAGGUCCAUCUCCGGCGCCGUUCUAUCAUGGCCGCAGAAUCGCCGACUUCCGACCGGAAAGUUGUAGUUCACCUGAGAGCGACCGGCGAUGCUCCAAUACUCAAGCAAGCCAAAUUUAAGAUUUCUGGGAAUGACAAAUUCUCUAAGGUCAUUGAAUUUCUUCGUCGUCAACUUCAUAGAGAUACAUUAUUUGUUUAUGUCAAUAGUGCAUUUUCACCAAAUCCCGAUGAAUUGGUGAUUGAUCUAUACAAUAAUUUUGGCUUUGAUGGGAAGCUGGUGGUCAACUAUGCAUCCUCCAUGGCAUGGGGCUAAGAGAAAACGCACGGUGGUCUUCAAGCUGGAUUUCUGGCUACUUGCACAGGGAAAGAUAAGCUUGUUUUUUUUUUGGAUUCAUGAUUGUAAAAUAUUUCUUGGCAACAGAUGAAUGAUGACAGAGUUGCCACUUUGUGACAAAUAUAAGUUGUACUGAUUACAAGUAUUGUUUCUUUAUAGGAAUCCAGGUUUAAAGCACCGUUCUUUCUAUGCAA
Elaeis guineensis (African oil palm) is the source of this 785-nucleotide messenger RNA. Its product is annotated as ubiquitin-like protein ATG12. NCBI's taxonomy places the organism in Eukaryota, Viridiplantae, Streptophyta, Magnoliopsida, Arecales, Arecaceae. Gene Ontology annotation, molecular function: Atg8-family ligase activity. Gene Ontology annotation, biological process: autophagosome maturation; autophagosome assembly; glycophagy. Gene Ontology annotation, cellular component: cytoplasm; autophagosome membrane; Atg12-Atg5-Atg16 complex. The record is from RefSeq and is a predicted model, not a curated record.